This is a messenger RNA of Hemiscyllium ocellatum (epaulette shark), 4553 nucleotides long. Its product is annotated as zinc finger protein 271-like. The record is from RefSeq and is a predicted model, not a curated record. The transcript has 7 exons. Lineage: Eukaryota; Metazoa; Chordata; Chondrichthyes; Orectolobiformes; Hemiscylliidae. Bases 742 to 3663 code for a protein of 973 amino acids.
AACCAAGAUGGCGGCCGUCAACCUGAACCUCUUCACGGGAAAAGGCAACGGAAUCGGAAAUAUGGGACUUGCAGGUUAUUAAUGGAGCAUUGAGAUGUCUAAUAACUGUUUACACACCGUUUCCGUGCCCACCCUCCUCCCCGGCUCCAGCGCUCCUUCCGCGGACCCGCAUCUUCACCGCCUGCUGAUGAGAAAAUACAGUGUCUUUGCCUCUUGUCAGCACCGCCACUGCGCAUGCUCGAGACACAAUGGAGACACAACGCAUUGCUCUCUCGUAUCGUGACUGAGGGGACAAUAACCAUCACGGUUAUUGGACAGAGCAGGCAGUUAGAAACUGCUGGUAGCAGAGAAGCUGUUACUGUGAAGAAAAUGGUUCCAUGCUUCAACAGAUGUUUCUUGCCUGACUGCUCUCUCUGCAAUCUCUCCUGUCUGUAAGAACCUGAGUUUGAAUUUCCAAUUUGCGAAGAGAUUUUGAAAUAUUGCAGUGCGUAAAUAACCUCUGCUUUGCUUAAAGCUGAGUGUUUUGACCAGCUGCAACACUCCUGGAAUAUCCACUUUACAUCUGCCUUUAAAAUAAGAAGAAGUUAAUGUCUGGGUUACCUUAAAGUGUUUUGAGGGAGUCUGGCCUGGCCCAUCACAAAUAUUAAAUCAGACGAUCAGACAUUUGGUCAAAGAGGGUGUUAAAAAGUUUGAAGACUGAGAGAUUAUUCUGUGACUCUGGAGUUUCCAAUAUCUUUCAAGAUGCAGGAUCCAGCCAGAGAUUUUAAAAUUGAAGACAGUGAAAUUGUAUCAGAGAGGAUGCCAGAGGAGGAGAAAUUACAGUCAGGGAUCACAGAUCCAGCAGCACCUCAAACAAAUCUGGUGGAGGCUUCCAGGUUAUCUCAGUCAGAGUGUUGUUUAAUUUUGAAUGUGAAAGGAAAGAGCACACUUCACAAUUGUCCCUACGUGUGUCCUGUAUGUGGACAAGGCUUCAGCCAAUCAUCUGGCCUGUUCAGGCACAAGUGCAGUGGCAGUGGGGAGAAGCCAUCGAAAUGUGGAGACUGUGGGACAGAAUUCAGCAACCAAUCUGAGCGGGAACUUCAUCAACACAGUCACACUGAGGAGAGACCAUGGAAAUGUGGGAGCUGCAACGAAGGUUUCAGAUCCCUGACUGAGCUGGAAACCCAUCGACACAGUCACACCGGGGACAGGCCAUUCAUGUGCUCUGAGUGUGGGAAGGGAUUCAUUCGGUCAUCCCACCUCACGACCCACCAGCGGGUGCACACUGGGGAGAGACCUUUUAAAUGCACAGAAUGUGGGAAGUGCUAUAAAUGUUCUGGGGAAUUGCUGUCCCAUCAACGUGUUCACACUGAGGAGAGACCAUUCAGAUGCCCUCACUGUGGGAAGGGAUUCAAGACAUCAUCUGAAGUCAUUGUACACCAGAGAAUUCACACUGGGGAGAGGCCGUUCACCUGCAGUGUGUGUGGGAAGGGAUUCACUCGGUCAUCCCACCUCACAAUACACCAUCGAGUCCACACUGAGGAGAGACCUUUUCAAUGCCCAGACUGCCGAAAGUGUUUUAAAAGUUCCAGGGAACUAAUGCGUCAUCGACGUGUUCACACUGAUGAGAGACCAUUCAGGUGCACUCACUGUGGGACUGGGUUUAGACAGUCAUAUCAUCUGACUGAACACCAGCGAAUUCACACUGGGGAGAGACCAUUUAAAUGUCCAGACUGUGGGAAGUUCUAUAAAAGUUCUGGGGACCUAAUGUCCCAUCAACGUGUUCACACUGAGGAGAAACCAUUCAGGUGCUCUCACUGUGGGGCUGGGUUCAAGCAAUCGUCUCAACUCACUGUCCAUCAGCGAAUUCAUACUGGGGAGAGGCCGUUCACCUGCUCCAUAUGUGGGAAGGGAUUCAUUCGAUCAUCCCAACUCGUGACACACCAGCGGGUGCACACUGAAGAGAGACCUUUUAAUUGUUCACUCUGCGGGAAAUGUUUUAAAAGUUCUCAGGAAGUGAUGACCCAUCAACGUGUUCACACUGAGGAGAGACCUUUUAAAUGCUCAGACUGUGGAAAGUGCUAUAAAACAUCUGGGGAUCUGAUGUCUCAUCAACGUGUUCACACUUCUGAAAGACCAUUCAGGUGCUCUCACUGUGGGAUUGGGUUCAAACAUUCUUCUCACCUCACUGUACACCAGCGAAUUCACACUGGGGAGCGACCUUUUAAAUGCCCAGAUUGUGGAAAGUCCUAUAAGAGUUCUGGCUAUCUGAUGAUCCAUCAACGUGUUCACACUCAAGAGAGACCGUUCAGAUGCUCUCACUGCGGGACAGCAUUCAAGCAGCCAUCUCACCUCACUCUACACCAGCGAAUUCACACUGGGGAGAGGCCUUUCACCUGUACUGAGUGUGGGAAGGGAUUCACUCGGAAAGCCCUCUUGCUGAGUCACCAACGGGUUCACACGUACUCCUCUGGAUUGUCCAUCCAUAUCAAUGAUGCAUUUGAAGUCUCGAGCCAGAAUGACAGGACUGGAUGCCAACAGCAGCAGUGGGAGCUCACUCUUUACCACUGGAGCACCAAUAUGGAGAGACAUGAGCAUACCUGUACCAUAGAGAAACCCUGGAAAUGUGCAGAUUGUGGGAAGGGAUUCAAAUACCCAUCCCUGCUGGAAACCCAUCAACGCAGUCACACUGGGGAGAGGCCAUACACCUGCUCUGUUUGCAGGAAGGGAUUCACCCUGUCAUCUGACCUUCUGAAACAUGAACGCACUCACACUGGGGAAAGACCAUUCAUCUGCCCCGAGUGUGGGAAGGGAUUCAGUGACUCAUCCAACCUGCUGAAACACCAGCAAAUUCACACUGGGGAGAGGCCAUUCAUCUGCUCUGAAUGUGGGAAAGGAUUCACUCUGUCAUCUGACCUUCUGAAACAUGAACGCAUUCACACUGGGGAGAGGCCAUUCAUCUGCCCCGAGUGUGGGAAGGGAUUCAGUGACUCAUCUAAUCUGUGGAGACACCAGCGCGUUCACACUGGGGAGAGGCCAUUCAUCUGCUCUGAAUGUGGGAAAGGAUUCACUCGGUCACCCCACCUGCUGAAGCACCAGCGAGUUCACACUCGAGAGAGACCAUUCAUCUGCCUAGAGUGUGGGAAGGGAUUCAGUGACUCAUCCUACCUGCUGACGCACCAGCGAGUUCACACGGGGGAGAAGCCAUUCCCCUGUUCUGAGUGUGGGAAGGCAUUCUCUCAGUUAUCCAACCUCCGGGCACACCAACUAGUUCACACUGAUGAGAAACCUUUCAAAUGUUCGCUCUGUGAGAAAAGCUAUAAACGCAGACGUGAAGUGCUGACACAUCAACGCAUUCACACUGGGGAGAGGCCAUUUCCCUGCCCUGAGUGUGGUAAACGAUUUGUACAUUCAAAAAAUCUUCUGAAACACCAACGAAUGCACGCUAGUGAGAAGUUGUUACCUGCUCCUUCUUGGGAAAGGAUUUACUCAGUCAUCCAACCUGUUGAGACACCAGCAAGUUCACAAGUGACUGUGGAGCAGGCGCCUGUUGCUGUUGUUGUUCUUAAUGAAACUUUUCCUCAUGUCAACACUGCAUCUUUUUCCCAAAACCUUAACUCUAGCUCCCCAAUGCUUGGACCAUCACAGAAUGGAAACAAUGUUUUAUUUCUCUACCUUAACUAAACCUGUCAAUAACUUGUACACUUGAGGCAUGGUGACUGGGACUAGACUCUUUAGGACUUAACUAGAGAACUUUUAAAAAAUCACACACCACCAGGUUAUUGUCCAACUAUUUCCCACAACAGGUCCCUCCUCCCUACCUUUUAUCUUGGCCUGCUUGGCACACCCCCUUCAUUCGUGAAGAAGGGCUUAUGCCCGAAGCGUCGAUUCUCCUGCUCCUUGGAUGCUGCCUGACCUGCUGUGCUUUUCCAGCAACACAUUUUUCAGCUCUGAUGAAGGAGCAGGAUCUGAAAGCUACUGCUUCCAAUUAAACCUGAUGUUGUGAUUUUUAACUUUGUACACCCCAGUCCAACACCAGCAUUUCCAAAUCAUGACUACCAUCGACACCUUUAAAAAGAUCCGUAUCUUUUCCCUGAUUUUCUUUUCUAUCUCAGUUUAUGAAGUUCAAGGUUCCAUAUGUUUUGCUCACAGCUCUCUCAAUGUGUCCUGUCAUCUGGAUAGUGUCCCUACCUUGCAGCUAGAAGAUCUGGUUUCAAGCCCUUCCUGCUCUGGAGCCGUUAGAGCAGUUUCAUAUUUUUCUUAACUGAUGAUUGUUCAAUGUCCAUUGGGGUCUGUUUUUGCUGAAGGUAAUGAACUCCAGCUCAGUUAAACAGACUACCAGGGUGGGGUGGAAUAAUAAACUCAAGUUCAUUUCUGCAAUAAACUUGUUAAUUUGUACAAUAGAUCUGUGUAAUCGUCAUUCAUUUGUAAAUUGGAUUGAUUCAUUUGUGGGAUUCUCAAACUCGUUAAAAGUAAACUAGCUGACUUGUCCAUUUCAGUCCCAUUUAAACCUUCUGUUGAUCUGUAUGAAAAUUGUGUUCCCAUGUGAAAUAAAUUUGUAUAUGGUUACAGAA